UGUCUGUCUUUAAUUGGCCUCUGGACGGAUUACACGAGUUUCCUCAAUUGAACAGUGUUGAGUUUAAACGCGCCCGUUUCUCUGUGAUUUUUCCCCUGAUUAUUAGAAGUCAGACACAUUUACUUUUUGUCCGGUCUGAGUGUAAACGGACAGCUAGCUGUUACCCGUGCGGAUGGUUGUGGAUUAGCCUUUUUCUCUUCGCCCUCCGUCCUGCUCCUCUAAUGACUAAAAUGCUUUCUCACCGAACGGCCACAUUUCCCUGAAGCUCGUCAAUUUGCGUUUAAAAACAAACAAAAACAGUUACAAGAUGACUCGUAUUUUCUGGGAUGUAAUUUUCCUCAUAAGCGGUACUUUUAGUAUGUCUGUGGUACUUGAUGGAGCUUUCUUUACAUUUGGUGCAGGAUAUGGGAAUUCAACCGUUACUGAUGCCAGCAAUGCCAUCGAUGCAAACUCGACUGGUGCACCAGACACCUCUGUGAGCAGUUCUGCAACAACAACAACCACCACCACCACUACAAAUUCCAUUGCAGCAACCACAGUGACUGCUACGAACACCCCUCAUGUUAAAAAGUUUGUGGCAGCUCUUCAUCAGCCUCAUUUUCAUGACUGUCCAGAUUCCCACCGCCAUUUCUGCUUCCAUGGCACAUGUCGCUUCCUGAUACUGGAGGAGACGCCUGCAUGUGUGUGUCACCCAGGCUUUGUGGGGAUGAGGUGUGAACACGCAGACUUGCUCGCAAUAGUAGCAACCAAUCACAGGCAGCGGACAACUUCCACAGUGCUGGUGUUGUGUGCGAUUGGCUGUGUUUUGGUCAUGGUGCUGUGUACUUUUGUACAUUUUUGGUGGAGGCGGGACUGCCGAAGGCGAAGGCACACCUCUCAUCAUUGUGUCGUAGAGAAAUCCAGCAGCACACCCAGACACAGAACGCCUUGUCUUCCUGAGAGCGUGGUUUGAGAAGACAACAUUCCACUGUUGGCAUCAGUCUUCAUCAUCCGUUCAGGACUCCCAACCUCAGGAUUAUACUGAAAAAUGUGAAAUGUUCUCAACCUGUUGGCCUGGCCAUAGGCAAGGAAGCGCUGUUGUCUAUGUGGGUAAGGUAGGAUACUUAUAAUGGGCGCUUAAAUGUUCAAGACAUUUUUCCCCUCACUGACUGGGACUUUGAAACUGCAACCUAGAAACAUAUUUGCUUCACUCUUGGAUUCUGUGAAGUUCACCCUGAGGAUGAAGCUGCUGCCUGUAUGUGCAGAGCUCCGUGUGUCCUGAUUACUGUAUAUGGCUGGCCUCGAACGUGACAAAAGGUCUGUAAGGACAUAAAUCAUCCCGUGUGGAUGCUGAAUAGGAAAUGUUUAUUUUGGGCUGUGGAAUGCACGCAAGUUGGAAGAAGCCAAUUCCUGUUUUUGUCUUUUAAGAACUUUGCACAAUUUUCUUGAACUGUACAAGCACAGUGGACAUUUUUAAUAAGUUAUGGGGAAAACUGAUGCUUUAAAAGGUUUUAGUGUCUGGUUUUAAAAGGACUGCACAUCACUUGACAGAAUUAGGAAUUGUUAACUGGACUGACUGCUAAUGCAUUAAGAAACCUGGAUAUACCCAUACGCAACUGUCAGUAUUUAUAACUGGUGCAAGUGUCAGUAACACACAGGUUUGCCGUAGGUCUGCUGUCACUUUGGGGUGGAGAUACAGGUAUUAUUUCAAUGGACUUGACAUCUCCAGCAUUGUAUUUGAGGCUAAAAUUUUUUUGUUACUUAACAUAUCCCUGUAUCAGGGGCUUAUGAUGUGAAUGCUGUAACUUAAGACAUACCCCCCACACACACACUUUGCAGCCAAAUUCUUUUGUACUUUAAAUGUUACACUUUUCUGUAAGUUGCUGAGCAUUCGUAAGUGCACGUACAAUCACUUGUUUUAACAAACACUUAAUGUCCCUGAGAGAUUUCAAAUGCACUUAUUUCAGUCAUCUAAAUGAACACUGAAAUGAAAAAGGCACGUGGUGUGUUCCGUACAUAUUCACCCAAGCAUGCACUUAAAACAGUUUGUACUUUUAUAGAAAUAGUUUAAAUUUGUUGCACUUUUUUUUUUUAAAUCUCAAGAAUAGUGUGGUUAUUUACUUUACUCUUGAUGUUGAGUACAUUUUAAAAGUAGCCUCUGAAGGCCAGUUUAAAAAAAAUAAUGAACUGGAGAAUUGAAAGAAAAUGACAUAACUACAAACAGACUGUGUUAAAGUGUAGUUUGUUUUUUGGGGGGUGGGGGGGAUCAUUUGAGUGAUAAAAUGACAAUGUUCAGGAUGUGGCAACAUCCAUCAUGCAAUGAAUGUGAUGGUGUUUAAAUGCCAAAAUACUGUGAGGAGAUGAUGCAUUUUUUGUACAGUAUUAAAUAUUUGCAUGUGGGAAAAUGUUUACUGUAACAUCAAUGUCUAAAUAUCAAAAGUAAAGUGGUGUUGAUAUGGGAUACAUGUUGCAGUGAACCGUGAGGUGCAGUUUGUGACGGGUCCCACUGUCAUAUUUAUCUUGUCAGAACUGAAAGGUCAGUUUUCUGCAUUUCUUUUCAAUGAUUAAAUAAAUAAAAAU
Messenger RNA from Thalassophryne amazonica, 2559 nucleotides. It is a transcript of the gene tgfa, whose product is annotated as transforming growth factor, alpha. The transcript is spliced from 7 exons. Gene Ontology annotation, biological process: positive regulation of mitotic nuclear division; epidermal growth factor receptor signaling pathway; positive regulation of cell population proliferation. Bases 308 to 952 code for a protein of 214 amino acids. Lineage: Eukaryota; Metazoa; Chordata; Actinopteri; Batrachoidiformes; Batrachoididae. The record is from RefSeq and is a predicted model, not a curated record.